AUUAUGAAUAUUGCCUGACAUAAAAUUAUUCAUUUGUCAUAGAAUGGAUCCACAAUUCCUGGAAUUCUUACAAGAGCAGCGAAAGUUGAAUGACACACUGAUUGCCAAGUUGAUUGAUGAGAAGAUUGACUGCUAUGCUGUCAAUGAUAUGACAGAUGAGCAAUUGAUGAAAUAUGUGCCCAAAAUUGGUGAUCGCAUGGCAAUAAGGCAGUAUUGCAGAAGAGAAGUGGCUGUUCUGGAAGGGACCACAUCUGUUUCAAAAGCAACAGCCAGUCUAAUGUCCAAGCUCAAUGACAGGCGGAAUGCAAGAAGAAGUGCAAGAGACUUUCGUGGAGAAAAGCUGGCUGGUAACUUAAAUGCUCUAAAACCUGAGCGUGCAUUUCAAAUGGGUCUUUUUGAAGAAGACAAUGGCCGGUGCAUUCAGAUAAAAGAGAGAAGAGGAGGAGGUACCAGGCAUUUGAAGGCGCCAAAGAGUACCACAAUGGCAGAGCUGAUAGAGACUGGGAAAGAUCUUUUCUUUCCAAAUGGAAAAAGUAGGCUUGGAAAUGUCAGUGAAUUUAAAUUCACUAUGCGUGACUUUACAGAGGAAGAGCUAGAUCCAACAACCACAUUAAGCCAGCAAUAUGAGAAGCGCAAAGUUCGAAUGUUAAGAUUGUAUUUGUCAUGUAAGAAAUAUGAAUGUGACAUGACUGAAACACUUGAUAUUUCUGCAUCAAACAUUGAAUCAGAAAAUGAAUGGACACUUGAAAAUGAGUCACCACAAGCAGCACAACAAGACACUGCUUUCUCAGAUGAAACAAAUAAAGUUACUGAUACAGCUACCUCUGCCAGUGCAUCUUGGGACUCUGUGACUUUCUUUUCAUCUGACAAUGACAUGGGUGAAGAGGAACACAUCAUUCUGGUAACACAGGCAUCAGUCUCUGAUGAUGAAGAGGUAGUUAUUGGACAUGCCUCUCUUUGUGAUGGCUUUUAUGAACUUGAUGACACCCUUCCUUUGGACCCCGUUCAAGUGGAAAGUUCUUUAAGAGUCCAGAAUCCAUGCCAACCACUAAAGACCACCAAGCUAAGGCUACACAGGGGAAGUGUUUUUCAAGAAUUAAAUGCUGCCUUCAGUGAUGGUCUUGUCUCUAUUAAUGAUUGCCUUCUGGAGAUUGAAAUGAUCCAGCCCAAUGGUAGUACAGAAAAAGGUGAAGACAAUGGUGGAGUUCUGCGUGAUGCACUCAGUGAGUACUGGGAAACCUUUAUUGUGAAGUGCACCUCUGGAAAUAUUAUCAAAAUACCAGUUACAAGACAUGACAUGAAAGAUGUGUGGGAAAACAUAGCUAAAGUCAUGGUCCUUGGCUACAACAUGGUGAAAUACUUUCCUAUUGUGCUACCAAAGCCCUUUCUCUCCCACUGUCUGGGACUUGAAAUCCAGGAUGAUGAUCUAUUUUCUUCUUUUUUGGAGACCAUUCCCUCAGAAGAAAAGGAAGUAGCAGAGCAGGCUACCAAAGACUUAAAGUCUGUCUCUACAACAGAGGAAUGGCUGGAUUUCCUUGAGGCCCAUGAUGUGAAAAUUUUGGUAACAGAGGCCAAUGUCAGGAAAACCAUACUUGAAGUUGCACAUAAAGAACUAGUACAGGAUCCCGCAUACAUAGCAGAGUGUUGGAGCUGUGUUCUCAAAGAGCUCAAACUCCCUCCUGGAGGACUGGAUGAAGUCUUUUCCAGUCUCACUCCUUCUCCCAGGAAAGUUAUUGCCAUGUUAGAGCAUGAAACCCUCAACAAGAGAGAGAGUCAGAUCCUUGACUUCCUGAAGAAGUUCAUAAGGAACUGCACUGAACUUCGGCUGAGGAAAUUUCUCAGAUUUUGUACUGCAGGUGCAGACCUCAUAGUUGCUCAAAAGAUUCAGGUUAGAUUUACUGACCCAGAGAGCAUCUUUACAAGAAGACCAACAUCCCACACAUGUGGAUGUGUGUUGGAGGUCCCAAACAACUAUGCAUCAUACCCUGAGUUGGCAGAGGAGUUCACAAAUAUCCUUGAUGCAAACAUGUGGGUCAUGGACAUUGUUUAGCAAGUAAAAGGUUGAGGUAGGCCUGAAUCCUUUACAGUGUCUACAACAUUGUGAUCCUGAACACAAUUUUUCAUGAAGACGUGCUCCUUCUUGAGGAUUCUUCUCCUGUACCACCCACAGAUUACCGAUUUUUGCCAACAACAUAUACUGACAGAACUAAAGACUGUAAUCAUCCAAACAGCACUACUGUUUCUCUGCUGCUCAGUCUUUUCUGUUUUGAAGAGGUUAGUUAGGUUAAUUUGUCUUUUAACUGUUCAAUGUAGAGAAUUUGUCCGCAGCAACUCUGAAAAAGUGAAUGGAAGUGUGCUCUUCACAGAUAUUCCUAAUAUAACAAUCAAACAAUUUCAUUUUUCAAAAAGCAUAGUUUGAAAGGCGCUGAUUUAAAAUGUGGUUGCUUUUUUUUCCUGUUUCUUCAAUUUCCAAGUCUUAAAAGCUAAGUGGUUCAUAGAUUGUUUUGUGCUUUGAGCACAUUCCCGUUUUUAAAAAAAUCAAAAACAACUUUAAUUUACAUAACCACGUGAACAUUUUAUUGAAUUAGCAAAUCGAGUCAAAAUGUUAUCAAUACAAAUGACAUUGUUAAUUUCUUAAGGCCACAUAUUUCAGUAGAAAUACUGUUGUUUUCAAAGAUAUAUGCGUUGUAAUUGCACACUGACAAGUCUGGACAUUUGCAUGUUGUAAAAUAUUUACUUUUGGAGCUGUUUUUCUUUCCAAAGUUAAUGUUGGAGGGGCAGUUCACAGGCUAAGGGAUUUUUUUCUAAUCAUUUGCAGUCAUGUUAUUUUAAGAGCUGCAGAGGUCUGAUGAGCACUUGCCAUUGUUGAUGCUCCAAAACAAAUAAACCUUGCAUACGAAACCAAACAAUACUCAUUUAUUUUCAAAGUUUUAAACUCAAGAAACUUCCCUUAUGUAUCUAUCAGUAUACAAUGGGUGUAUAGGUUAAUACAUUGAUGUGGAUACAACUUAAACUCUUUAUAUUCAGGAUAUGACCACUUUCACACAU
Messenger RNA from Melanotaenia boesemani (Boeseman's rainbowfish), 3048 nucleotides. RefSeq lists its product as uncharacterized. Gene Ontology annotation, molecular function: ubiquitin-protein transferase activity. The coding region runs from base 44 to 2050 and encodes 668 amino acids. Lineage: Eukaryota; Metazoa; Chordata; Actinopteri; Atheriniformes; Melanotaeniidae. The transcript has 4 exons. The record is from RefSeq and is a predicted model, not a curated record.